Trichomycterus rosablanca is the source of this 1194-nucleotide messenger RNA. It is a transcript of the gene slc35g2a, whose product is annotated as solute carrier family 35 member G2a. NCBI's taxonomy places the organism in Eukaryota, Metazoa, Chordata, Actinopteri, Siluriformes, Trichomycteridae. The transcript has 3 exons. Gene Ontology annotation, cellular component: membrane. The coding region runs from base 1 to 1194 and encodes 397 amino acids. The record is from RefSeq and is a predicted model, not a curated record.
AUGGCUAGUUCUCCGGUGCGGCGUCUGCUCGGCUGUAGGAGAAGCGCUAGGAUCCACCCGGCCGCGGCGGCUCUGAAACACGGAAGCGAGAGCUACGACGAUACGCCGUCUUUUGAGGAGUUCGGCGCAUUCGUAGAAAAGACAUCGGACAGGAAGCAGAACGAUUUCCCCCCCUGGUCCAGGUCCAAGCCCGGCGGGGGCGCUAAAGGCUUGAAAGGUCGGCUGCAGGGUUUCGGGGAGGCGUCGGCGCUGUCGUGGCGGCUGAUGUGGGCGGCGCUGUUGGGCGCGGCGGUGGCUCACGGCUGCGUCUCCCUGUUCGCUCGGUUACUAGCCGAUCGCUCGCGCGUGCCGUCGCUGGAGCUGCUGUUCGUCCGCUCGGUGCUGCAGCUUCCCGCCGUGCUGCUCGUCCUCCGCCACAGGGAGGCGCCGCUGGGGCCGCCGGGCGUCCGGCUACGUCUCUUCCUCUACGGCGUGUGUAACGUCGUCUCCAUCUCCUGCGCCUACACGUCCUUCGCUAUCGUUCCCCCCGCUAACGGCGCCGUGGUGUGGCGAGCUAGCGGGACGGCGUUCAGCGCGGUGCUAGCGUUUUUACUGGUGGACGAGCGGCUCAGCCUGACCGACGGCGUCUCGGCGUCCUGCGGCAUGCUAGGUCUCGGCCUGGUUCUGAUCCCCAGCGUAGCGGGCGAGGCGCGGACGCUCGGGUUCUGGAAGGAAGCGUUCGGCUACGUCCUGAUGGUUCUGGCGGGAGUGACGAUGGCGCUCUCCAUGAUCCUGUACAGGUGUGUGAAGGAGCAGGUUAGCGUGUGGGCGGCGCUCUUUACGUUCGGGUGGGUGGGGACGCUCUGGUCCUGCUGCUCCAUGUUCCUCCUGCAGAAACCCGUCGUUCCUCUGGAUGGAGAAACCUGGAGCCUCCUGAUCUCCAUCUGCUUCUGCUCCACCAGCGCCUUCAUCGGGGUUUACUACGGCCUGAGACGCCUCCACCCUGCGCUAGUCAGCAUGGUGCAGCACUUGGAGCUGGUGGUGGCGAUGCUGCUGCAGCUGCUGGUUCUCCACCUGCUUCCCUCCACCUACGACCUGAUCGGCGCCGCCGUCAUCGUGGUCAGCGUCCUGGCGCUCGGCCUGGUCAAACUCUGCCACCGCAGUAAGAGCGUCGGGGGCGAGUACGACGAAAUCCUGGACUCACCCCCAAAAUAA